CUCCUGCCUGCAACUAGUCACAGCGGCUGAGUUUUACUUUUCUGCCUUAAAAUUCAACUUUUACAACUAUUGUGAGGAUAAAUAGAAGAAACCUUCAGAGCUGUUUUCCCUCGGAGGUGAACUAACGUGGUAACAGAGCUCUGUCGCCGUCACGACUGAAUACCUGCCGCCCCAGACGUGCUUCUUGACUAUGACCAUGAAGAUCAAUGUACCUUACAAAAAGUACCACAGAUGUGCGAUCGCUUUGGCCAUGGUGGUGACUGUGCUGCUGGUCGGCUUCUGGGUGAGUGCUGUGCUGUUGACGCGUCCUGCCCCAAGCACCAGGCUUUGCCUACUCCUGGAUAAGUCCUGCCAAGACUCCUGCAAAAUUGUUGUGGUGGAGAGCAUCCCUGAAGGCUUGGACUUCAACUCAACCAUCACUCACCCCUCUAUCUACCAGGCAUGGCUCAGUCUGAUGGACGAGGCUCGCAGCACACUUGACAUUGCCUCCUUCUACUGGACUCUGACCAAUAAAGACACAGGAACUCAUGAACCUACAGCCAUUCAGGGUGAAACCAUUCUAAAGAGGCUGGCUGAGAUAUCAGGGAAACUCUCUGUUCGUAUUGCAGUCAACACACCACAGGAGAGUCAACCUCAGGAUGACCUCACACUGCUCAACAACUCAGGAGCUGAUAUCAGAACAGUGAACAUGAAGGAACUCACCUCAGGAAUUCUCCACACCAAGUUCUGGGUGGUGGAUAAGAAACAUUUCUUCAUCGGCAGUGCCAACAUGGACUGGAGGGCUCUCACACAGAAUCUUCUUGCCCAGAAGGAAAAAAGCGCGCCAACAACUACUCAUAACUGUGUUUGCUCACUCGGAGAACAAGGACACCUGCAGCCAAGCAUAAACUCUGUUUGGUAUUAUCAUGGAGCUGUCUCUUCUGUUUUCUGUGUUAGAAUUGUUGUGGUGGAGAGCAUCCCUGAAGGCUUGGACUUCAACUCAACCAUCACUCACCCCUCUAUCUACCAGGCAUGGCUCAGUCUGAUGGACGAGGCUCGCAGCACACUUGACAUUGCCUCCUUCUACUGGACUCUGACCAAUAAAGACACAGGAACUCAUGAACCUACAGCCAUUCAGGGUGAAACCAUUCUAAAGAGGCUGGCUGAGAUAUCAGGGAAACUCUCUGUUCGUAUUGCAGUCAACACACCACAGGAGAGUCAACCUCAGGAUGACCUCACACUGCUCAACAACUCAGGAGCUGAUAUCAGAACAGUGAACAUGAAGGAACUCACCUCAGGAAUUCUCCACACCAAGUUCUGGGUGGUGGAUAAGAAACAUUUCUUCAUCGGCAGUGCCAACAUGGACUGGAGGGCUCUCACACAGGUGAAGGAGCUGGGCAUGGUGGUGUAUAACUGCAGCUGCCUGGCAGAAGACCUGGCCAAGAUCUUUGAAGCAUAUUGGUUCCUGGGUGACAGUCAGUCAAUCCCAUCACCUUGGCCCAGCAGAUUCUCUACCCUCUACAACAAGGACACGCCCCUCCAACUGCCACUCAAUGACACACCCUCCAGUGUCUACCUGACGAGUUCCCCUCCGUCUCUGUGUGCCACCGGCAGGACGCCCGACCUGCAGUCCAUCCUCAGUGUGAUACAGAGUGCCCGCAGCUUUAUCUACGUCGCUGUCAUGACCUAUCUACCCACGAUGGAGUUUUCAUCCUCAAAAAGGUACUGGGCUGACAUUGACACUGAGCUCAGGCGAAUCGCGUAUGAGAAGAAGGUCAAAGUUCGCCUGCUGAUCAGCUGUUGGGACAAGAGCGAGCCAAUCAUGUUUCCAUUUCUCAAGUCACUGGCCUCAGUUCACAACUCCAAGAGUACUCUAGACAUCCAAGUGAGGCUGUUUGUGGUUCCUGCUAGUCCCAGUCAGAAGGAGAUUCCGUACGCAAGAGUGAACCACAACAAGUACAUGGUGACGGACAAGACGGCCUACAUCGGUACAUCUAACUGGUCAGGUGACUACUUUGUGAAAACAGCAGGCUCAGCAUUGGUUAUCAACCAGACAGCAUCGCAGUCGACACAGUCGACGGUUCAGUCCGAGCUGAAGGCUGUGUUUGAGAGGGACUGGAGCUCCUCCUACAGCACUCCUCUGACACAGCACUCCGACCUCUCAGACAUGUGUCCACCCCAGCUCUGAGCCCAGGCAACCGCUUACCCAGUGCACUGCAAAAAGACUAAAAGCUGAACUGACUGGGAGAAUUAGAACCGACAGAUUCCGACAGAGACAUCAGCAGGGAAGUUAAGAUGCUCACAAAUUUCUGGUGGGAUGAGAAACACGAAGAAUGAGGAGUCAUGAUUUGUGAACAGCACCAUAGUCAACAGAAAGAAAGAAGAAUGUAAAGGAUGGAGCCGGGAGGCGGGGCUUCGACAGAGCAAGGCCAUGUGAAGAAAAUUAAAAGACUGAUAAUUGGGAUGAAUGCAUGAGGCAGAAAAGGUGCAAGGAGUCAAACUGAGAAAGAGUGAAGGAGGUAGAGAUCAGAGCAAACUGCAGAGGAGGAGAAGGGUGAUAAGGAAAGGAGAGGAGGAGAAACACUGAAAGACAGGAAAAAAAGGAGAACAUGAGAACAGAUGACAAGUUGAGAGGAGAAGAAAUAGUGUUGGGGUGCAGAGGGAAGAAGGUAUGGAGAAAAGAAAGAAGGACAGGAUGAUAAACAGAUACUGAUCUCAAUGAGACAUGAGCAAACACACCCACAGGUUCUACAACCCAAAAUCAGGGAGCUGGGACAGUUCCUACAUUAAUUUUGGCUCCUAUUGUCAAAAUAAUGGAUGAAUGGAUGCCUAUGAACAAAUAUACAUUCAUUCCUGCUUUUCAAGCAUCACGUUCCAAAGAAAGUUGGGACUCUAAAGCAUUUAGGAUUCUUCCUGCAGACACAUGUACAACAGUCGUUGCAUUUUUUUUUUGCUUCAAAAUUCUACACACAUUUUUCCAUUUGGGACAGGUGGACUGCAGGCAGGCCACUCCAGUACUGCUACCCUCUUACUCCACAGCCAUGACUUUGUAAUGUGUGCAGAAUGUGGUUUUGCAUUGUCUUCUUCAAAAAUACAUGGACGUCCCUGGAAAAGAUGCUUGAAGGCAGCAUAUUUCUGCCUUAAUGCUGAAUCACAGACAUGUAAAUAACCUUUGGCAAGGGCACUGACCCAACCCUUUACCAUGACAGACCCUGGCUUUUGGACUUGCUGCUCAUAACAGUCAGGAUGGUCCUUUCUUUUACAUCUUUGGUCAGUAGCACACAGCAUCCAAUCCUGUUUAGUCAUCUGACCACAAUAUACAUUUCCACUGUGUGAUGGUCCAAUCCAGAUGCUUCUGAGCCCACAUUAACACUGCUUCUGGACAAGGUUAACAUAAGGCUUGUUUUUGGCACAGCAAAGUUUUGAGUGGCAUUUGCGUGUGUAACUAUGUACAGUUGUGUUUGACAAAAGGUUUCCCAAAGUAAUCCCUUGCCCAUGUGGCUAUAUCAGCUAUUGAUGAAUGACAGACAGCACUUCAACAAGAACUGAGGGAUCAGAGAUAACAGGUGUUUAACUUUGGCUUGUGCCUAUGCCCUUUUCACACUGAAAUUCUUCUUUGAAUUGUUUAAUGAUAUUACACACUGUAGAACAGUGGUAUCCAAAGAGGUGAGUCCACUUGGUUUCAGUGUGGAAGGUUCCUGCUUCAGACCCCACCCCUGCCACAUUUCUCCAUGUAAUGUUGCGGCAGGAAGGGCAUCCAGAUUAAAACUUGUACCAAUUCAACAAGCAGAUCCACCUUGGAUUUUCUGUAGCAACCCCGAGUGCAAACAAGGGAACAGCCGAAGUGACUUACUUAGAGGGAGAAAUAUGCAAAUUCCUUUCAAACUUAUUAAACUUUUCAAUAACAUUCUAAUGCAUCUGGAGAUCCUCUGCCCAUCUUUGCUCCUCAAAACUCAGUCUUUCAUGGACGCGGCUUUAGCACUGUCAUGAUUACAAUCACCCACUGACAUCACCUGUUUGAAAUAAGAUCUUUAUUUGUUUUUGUGUUUUGUUUUUACCGUAUUUCUAUCCCUAAAUUGCCCCUUUCUUACUUUUAUGGAAUGUGUUGCAAACUUUAAAUGCAGGAAUGGAUGUAUACUUUUGACUGGUAGUAUAUGUACAAAUGAAGCUGACCACAUAAAACAUGAAAUAUCUUGGAUAGAAGUCAAAGUUAAUGUAAGAAUCACUGGGGGGUAUUUUAUUUACAUUUUCCAUACCAUCCCUCUUUUCUGGUUUGAUGUUGUAACUUAAUUGACGCUAAACCUGCUGUCAGUUUUCCUGACAUGCUUUCACAUGGUCCCAGCAGGUUUCCUUGCCAAAUCAGGGGACUCAUGUACAAAGACUUGCGUGGACUUUCAACUUAAACUUGGAGUAUGCCAAAAUACUGAAACUGGCGUAAGCACAAAAAUAUCCAGAUGCAUCAAAGUGUGUGUAGGCGUGGAUCCACGCAUGUUUUAUUUGUACAUGCCAGUGAACGUGGAAUUGAGCGUGGAACCAAACUCUUCCCUGGCCAUGCCCCAUUUAAAUAUGCAAUUUCAUGGAAAUAGGCCCUUUGAGCAGGGAUUCCCCACAACAUCACAUCAGACAUGAACACAGAAAAGAAAUUAUACGACAGAUGACUGGAAAUUACUUAGAGACACACAGGGAUACUUUAUUUGGGACGCUGUUAAAUGGAUUAAUCACAAAGUUGGAAAAAUGUACGUGGGAGCUUUGGAGCGUGUGUGUGUGAGGCCGACACGCUGCUAACUCAGAACGGUGAUCACGCUCUGAGGUUAAAAAGGUGCCUCGGCUGACAGUGACAUUCACAACUUGUACGUGUUUAGUGAGAAAUACUGAGCACAGGAAGUCUGUCAAGAAGCUCUGCAGCUCAUCAUCAAACAAAAAUAAAAAGACAUUAAUAAUCAUAAUAAAAAACAUAUUUGAAUGCACACAUUCCCAAAUGUGCCCGUGUUGGUUUUAAGUUAAGAUCAAUUACACAAAUACACUAUUUACACAGAAAGCAGCUGUCAUCAUGCAUUGUGCCAGCCACCAGACUGAUGCGCAUUUGCGCAUGACAUAUAAUAUGAACAUAUGUACAGUCAAUAGCUCCGAUUACAUGGAAACCAGCUCUCAUAUUAUGCUGUAAUGUUGGAAUGUGAUGUACCUGAUGACAUUCACAUGACUGCGUUCCACACAGCUGGCAUGGCUCGGCUCAAGGUUGACUGGCUCACUCCUGACCUAUCGGCAGCUCACGCUGGAAUGCCCCUAUUUCCAGGAAGCAAAGCGUGGUCAGCAACUGUGUGGGCACAGACAACCUCCUGGCUCCUUGCCAUAUUGCGCUUUGGGACAGUGGACGAGUUCUGCGCACAACUCCAGUAUCAGUGGCCUUGGUAAUGUAGAUCGGCUUGUGAUGUAGAUCGGCAACAAAAUCCUUGCAUUCCCUCACAUCAGAUGGCACCAUUUGUCAGGUCCUCUAACGCAGCCAUUUUACACAUCACUUUGCACAUGCUUUUAUGUCCAUCCAUAUAAUAGUAAACACAUUUGUGAUGUGCAUUUACUAUUAUAUGGAUGGAUAUAUAUAUAUAAUGGAACAUAUGGAUGGAACAUAUUCCUCGACUUUGCCCCUAUGCAUUUUACUACGUGUUAAAUGUUCAUCAGUGUGACUGAUGUGCACAUCACUCUGACACCAUCGCUUUCUGUUAUCUCCUAAUUGCACUAAUACUGCACCUGAUUAAGACCAAUGCACCCUUAAAAAUGUUAUUUUUAUGCUUUACCAUGUGGUGAAUUUGGCUUUAUCUCAUCUUUUGUGCUGAAACCCUGACUGAGCAGAGCCUUUUUUUAUGUGUAACGACACAGAGAAUAUUCCAUUGCUUGAGACCACAGAUGGUCAGUUUCACCACCACAUUGACAGACCAGCAUAUAGCUCUGCCCUGCUAGGAUGAACGCUGGUCAGGAACCAGAACACUAAUAUUCAGGUUGCAUUUCUCUGCUCUCUUUUGAUUUUGACAACAAACAGGCAGCAUUACUUUGAAAACUCUCUCACAGAAAUGUAGUGACUAUUUGCUGGUCGUUGAGCUUCACUGUUGAUGUCUUUAGAUAAACCAUGACUUCAUUCAUCAUGAUCUACUUUUAACGAUCAAUCAAUGUUUUAUUCUGUAAAACUUUGCCUCAGCAGGACUUCAUUAAUUCUGUUCAACCCGGGGAGUAAAGUAUGUUUUUAGAACCAGUAAUGAGUGAAACGCUGGAAUGCUUGAUUGAGCAGUCUGCUGUGCUGUAAAUGACAUGGCCUUUGAACAGUCUUCUGUAUGUCAAGGUAAAAUAAUUAAAUUCA
Messenger RNA from Thalassophryne amazonica, 6328 nucleotides. RefSeq names its product phospholipase D family, member 3 (gene pld3). The transcript is spliced from 15 exons. NCBI's taxonomy places the organism in Eukaryota, Metazoa, Chordata, Actinopteri, Batrachoidiformes, Batrachoididae. Gene Ontology annotation, molecular function: catalytic activity. The record is from RefSeq and is a predicted model, not a curated record. Bases 191 to 2167 code for a protein of 658 amino acids.